CGGGGCAAGAGUUCCGUUUGGCAAGGGGCUACUUCCGGAUUCGGUGGCGUUUGCUGCUGGAGCUGAGCGAGGCGGUCCUUCGCUGGUGGGCGCGCUGGGCUGCGUCCCGUGCGCGGUCCACGAUGCUGGGGGGCAGCUCCGAAGCCCCCAAGCGCGAGGCGGAAGGCGACGGAGCCUGGGCUCUGCCUGCGCCGCCUGCCAUCGACUUUCCGGCGGAAGGCUCGGACCCCAAGUAUGAUGAAUCUGAUGUCCCAGCAGAGCUGCAGGUGUUAAAAGGACCCCAACAGCAGCCGACAUUCCCUUUUGCCGUUGCAAACCAGCUGUUGCUUGUUUCUUUGCUGGAACACUUGAGCCAUGUGCAUGAACCAAACCCACUUCGUUCAAGACAGGUGUUCAAAUUACUUUGUCAGACCUUUAUCAAAAUGGGGCUGCUGUCUUCUUUCACCUGUAGCGAUGAGUUCAGCUCAUUGAGACUGCAUCACAACAGAGCCAUUACUCACUUAAUGAGGUCAGCUAAAGAGAGAGUUCGGCAGGAUCCUUGUGAGGAUAAUUCUCAUAUCCAGAAGAUCAGAUCAAGGGAAGUAACCUUUGAAGCACAAACUUCACGUUACUUAAAUGAGUUUGAAGAGCUUGCCAUCUUAGGAAAAGGUGGAUAUGGACGAGUUUACAAGGUCAGGAAUAAAUUAGAUGGUCAGUAUUAUGCGAUUAAAAAAAUCCUGAUUAAGGGUGCAACUAAGACAGAUUGCAUGAAGGUGCUACGGGAAGUGAAGGUGCUGGCAGGUCUGCAGCACCCUAACAUUGUGGGCUACCACACUGCUUGGAUAGAACACGUUCACAUGGCCCGAACGCAAGCAGAUAGAAUUGCUCUUCAGUUGCCGUCUCUGAAAGUGAUCCCCAGCCAGGAGGAUGACAGCGAUCAGUCUGAUGUUAAAAAUGAUGAAAGUAAUAGCUCAUCCAUUAUCUUUGCUGAGUACACCUCAGAAGAAGAAAAAUCCUUAGAAUCUGGAAUUGAAAAUCAGAAUAACAGAUUGGUGAACUAUCCCACCAAAUUACUUACCAGAGAUGCUAAUGAAUUUGAGUCAUCCAUUGAGUUCCAAGGAAAUGGCUUGUCUGGUUUGUCGUCCAGGUCUGUUGUUGAGAUUCAUCUGCCGCGUAGGCUUAAUUCAGGCUUAGAAGAGAAUUUCACGUCCACCGAGGAAUCUUCCGAAGAAAACUUAAACUUGUUGGGGAUGACAGAGGUGCAGUACCACCUGAUGCUGCACAUCCAGAUGCAGCUGUGUGAGCUCUCACUGUGGGACUGGAUAGUAGAGAGAAACAAGCGGGGCCGGGAGUGUGUGGACGAAGCUGCCUGUCCUUAUGUUAUGGCCAGUGUUGCAACAAAAAUUUUUCAAGAAUUGGUGGAAGGUGUAUUUUACAUACAUAACAUGGGAAUUGUACACAGAGAUCUGAAACCCAGAAAUAUUUUUCUUCAUGGCCCUGAUCAGCAAGUGAAAAUAGGAGACUUUGGUCUGGCCUGCACAGACAUCAUACUGAAGAACACGGACUGGAACAGCAGGGAUGGGAAGAGAACACCAGCACAUACUUCCAGAGUGGGUACAUGUCUAUACGCUUCCCCCGAACAGUUGGAAGGAUCUGCGUAUGAUGCCAAGUCGGAUAUGUAUAGCUUGGGUGUGAUCCUGCUAGAGCUCUUUCAGCCGUUUGGAACAGAAAUGGAGCGAGCCCAAGUUCUCACAGGUUUAAGAGCUGGUCAGAUACCUGAAUCACUCAGUAAAAGGUGUCCCGUGCAAGCCAAGUAUAUCCAGCAGUUGACCAAAAAGAACGCAUCUCAGAGACCAUCUGCUGUGCAGUUGCUGCAAAGUGAACUUUUCCAAAAUUCCGGAAGCGUUAAUCUCACCCUACAGAUGAAGAUACUAGAGCAAGAAAAAGAAAUCGAAGAACUAAAGAAGCAGCUAAGCCUCCUUUCUCAGGACAGAGGGGUUAAGGACGACAUGACGGAUGGGGUGCCCGUCUAGCCUUAAUCAGGCUCAUUAGUGUGAAAACGGACUGAACUCUUUAAGCCCAAGUCAACUGGAAUGUAUGUUUUCAAUCUUGACUAGGGUGUAAGUGGUGUAAUACUCAGUUCUAUUUAUUUAGUAAGCCCGUAUGCAACUUAUUAAAAUGAAUGUGUAAGAGUACCCUAAACUGCCUUUUCCUUAAAUAGUCCUUUUCUAGCAUUUGGAACUUAAGACUGCUCUGAACUAAACCUGUUUUGCCCUUUCCCUUCCAUCCCACACGCUCCGAUUCCUGGAUUUCUUGAUAUUACUGCCCAUCUGGUCUCACACUAAAAGUUUAGACAUCACCCCCAAUUCUUUUCCUCCUUUGAACUCUGCCUGUUGACCACCAAGCUGUCCUCUAGAAGUUUCAAGACUCUUAAGAACCCUCCACACCCCAUCACUACCCAGCCCAGGCCUGCAUGCUAGUCGGGCUGUUAGUUUUGGCAGCUGCCAUUCAUUCUAAGCCUUUCACACUGCUGCCAGUUAGUGACCAAAAGACAGCUCAGCUCACGCCCUGUUUCAAAAGCCUCUGCCACCUCUGCUGCCUCGGAGAAAACCUACUUGUAGCACAGUGUACAUCAUCCCACCUAUUUCUGUUCUCUUAAUCUUCAACUUGAGAUCAGUCCAAAACCGUGCCCUUUCAAAGCUUUGUACUUCUUGUCUCCAAAAUGAUCUCAGCAGUUCCCAUACCAGUGUUCCUGCUUUUGCCCCCAUAGUGUUCCACGGCAUUCUGUUACGGUACUUCACUCCCCACCACGUCCCUCAAAAACAGCGAUGUGGCACGCUCACAUCCACCUCCAAGUGCCUGCCACGUAGCUGUCACGGCUCACUGCACAUGAUGUUGCUGAAUUUUAAAUAAAGUGAAAAGCACAAAUCAUA
Molecule: messenger RNA, 2912 nt
Organism: Rhinolophus ferrumequinum (greater horseshoe bat)
Lineage: Eukaryota; Metazoa; Chordata; Mammalia; Chiroptera; Rhinolophidae
Gene: EIF2AK1
Product: eukaryotic translation initiation factor 2 alpha kinase 1
Exons: 15
Coding region: 123-2012 (629 amino acids)
Biological process (GO): protein phosphorylation
Molecular function (GO): protein kinase activity; ATP binding
Source: RefSeq, a predicted model, not a curated record